GCAGAGGGAGCUGGCGGAGGAGGAGGGGGUGGCGCCAUUCUCUGCGCGCCUCCGGCUUAGGGAAGGUGGAGCUGCAGCGCAGGGCGAGGACCGGGGCCGCCUCCGCCACUGCCGGGAAUUGGGACGCGCCGCGGCAGCUCCUGGGGCCAUGGAAGAGUUUCACCCCCAUAACGACGAGGUAGUACGGACUUCCCCCUCCUCCCCCGGUCAGCGGGAGCGGGGCGCCCUCCUCGCCCCAGCCCAAGCGCCCUGUCGCCCCGGCGGGCAGCAGUGACCUGGUUUUUCCUCGGCGCAGCGCAGGAAAGGAUCUCGCGCUUGGCCGUGGCGCGCGCUUCUACUUGGGCGGAGGAAUAAUUAGGUUAGGGACCCUCCACUCCGGACACGCGGGGGCGGAGGCGCCUCCCGUUCCUGCCACCCGCUUUAAAGCGUGUGCGUGGAGGACGGGAGGAGAGUGGCGCAAAAAACCCCAAUAACAACAACCAUGACUUCUUAACAGGCCGGGCUUGCGCUUUUCAGUCUCGCUCCGACGUGGGUGGGCCUGGUCUGCAUAAAAAUGUCACCUGGCUCAAGUUUUUUUUUUAAAAAAAAUAUAUUUAUUUAUUUUGUGUACGUCUCCACCCAGCCAAUCGCAAGCGCCGCUUGUGGGAUCGUAGGCGGGGGAGGCUUAGUCCGCCCAAGAAUGCUGUCAUUGCGACGCCGGUCCUCACGUGGACGAGGAGGGUUGCGCGCACUCGCGCGCCCCCGCUGCCACUUGAGGCCACUGCAGAAUAAUGGCAGACGGUGGUGAUGAUGGUAACAAAAUAGGGUAGUGAAAAGAGCCUCCCUUUGCUUUGAAGCUCCAUUUGGAAGUGCAGUGGAUUCCAAGGUUAAGGCCAAGGGAGGAUGGAGGAGGGGGUGGGAAGAGGAGCACGUCAGACAAGAAUCCCGUGUUUGAAUGCCUGCCCCCCUCUGCACACAAUUGAAAAAGGAGAAGACAAAACCUCAUUCAGGUAGAGAAGGAUGGUGUAAAAGAGAAAGGGUAGCGCUCUCCCUGGUAUGAUGAGUUUUUGUGUGUGCAUCCAGGGAAUCUUUUUAAUGUGGCAGCAUUCAGACACACAAUCCCUCUUCUCUUUUCCCACUUCCCCUCUCCUGCAGACCCUUCCCUUUGUUGUUAUCCCUUGAUUCUGUGACAUGCUUAGCCUGGUAUUUUUUUUUUUUUAAGUUGGGGUUUUAUCCAUUGCCAGUCAUAAUCAGAACAGACCUGUGUUUAAGCCUAUUUAAUUUCAGUGGGUCUACCCUAAGUAGAACUAUGCUGACUACAACCUUUGGAGGGUCUGACUGUCAUGUCAAAGCAUUUAGGACAGGGGUAGGCAACCUAAGGCCCGGGGGCCGGAUCCGGCCCAGUCGCCUUCUCAAUCCGGCCUGCGGACGGCCCGGGAAUCAACGUGUUUUUACAUGAGUAGAAUGUGUGCUUUUAUUUAAAAUGCAUCUCUGGGUUAUUUGUGGGGCAUAGGAAUUUGUUCAUUCCCCCCCCCCAAAAAAAAUAUAGUCCGGCCCACCACAUGGUCUGAGGGACGGUGGACCAGCCCACGGCUGAAAAAGGUUGCUGACCCCUGAUUUAGGAUGUAGUUUUGUUUUAUCCUGUGUCAGUCUUGUGUAAUAGAGGAUACUGCUCACUAGGAUAAGGUGAUACAUUAGCUUUGACAUAGACCUUAGAUGCUGAUGCAUGAAUUUCAGGACACAGCCAGAAAUAGUGUGAUUGUAAAAUCCAUUUGGGACUCUGGUGAUUGUGAUUUUUUAAUAACACACGUAGUUUUCAGUAAGAUAUAAGAACUUGGCAUUUAUGCAGCUGCCGUGUGCAUCAAAUUCAUGAGCUGGUGAUAUCGCCAGAAUAAAUGAAGAUUAUGAAUAUAUGGACCUUGUUUUGGAGAGUUUUGUGGACUUUUUGAAUACAUAAAUUCUGUCUUGGUUCAUUAUUUCUUCCAAAACCUGUGUGGCAGCUGCAAUUUUAUUUUAUAUUUUGUAUUCUAAAAUGCGUAAGCAGCUCUAGAAUUAAAUUUUAUGAAGGGUGAUAAAAAUAAUAAUUUAAUUAAAUAAAUCUCUUAUAUUAUUACAGAUGACCUUCAAUGGUGAAGAAGCACACAGUAUUAUUAAAGAUGUAAGUUGCACAUUUUAGUAUACAGUACAGUAUUUAUGUGUUUUGGUGACAAAAUGAAUUUUUGCAGUUUUCUGUUUCCAGGAAUAAUGGGUAUAUCCCUGAAAGACUUGCACCAGACAACCUGUCUUGCCUGUUCAAAACUAAGUCCCACUAAAUUUAGUGGGGCAUGCUACCUUGCUGUGUUUAAUAUUGCACCCUUGAGCUGCAGUCAUAUGGACGUCUAUUGGGAAUAUAGCUAAUUGAAUUCAAUGGGGCAUUUUUCUGAAUAGACAUGCAUAGGAUUGCACUAUCAAGAUCCAAACUCUUUAUACUACAUUUGCAAUAUUCGAUGUUUAAAAUUUUGUACAUUCUAAUAGCAAGACCAAUGGCUUUGAUCAUACUCUCUUGCUAACAGAAGAGGAAGGUGAUUUUUGCUAAUUCACACCCCCCCCCCCCGCAGUCCUCUGACAAUCUGCUCCAGGGAGUGUGGACAUUGUGGAACACUGGGAGGUGGCAGUAGAGCCUGCAAGGGAUAUAAGGGGGAAAUCACUUCCCCUACUUGUGCUAGAGGGAAGCCUCUGUUGUAAUGGAAUCAUUCCAUGAAUGGAAGGAACCCUUUUGAUUCAUGAAAAUACAAUUAUAGAUACUGCCUUUAUAACACUCCACUGUAAUGUUAAGUAGCGCUAAGUGUUCUGUAUGUGUUCUGUUGAAUUCUGCUACACGCCCCCCCCGCCCCGUAGAACACAAUUUGUAAUGGUGACUGAGAUGGCAGUCCUGUGCAGGUGAACUGUUUAACUGUCCUUGAAGUCAACUGGAUUUAUUUCUGUAGCUGUUGUUAUGUUGACUGUUAUUUGAUUGUGGCCCACGGUUAGCCCCGGCAGAGAAGCUGCUGAGGAUACUGAGGCGAUAGGACCACCCUGUCUGAAUUUCAAUGCUGCAGCAACUCAGAAUUGUACCAUUUACAAUAAUAUAUCCAGCUCAGCAGGAUAUUUUAGUCCUGUUGGGAAAGAAAUUCAGAUUAUUAAAAUGCUCUUCUGGAUUCUGCAUGUUUGUUACAUGACUCUUACCACUGAGAUGGGAAUGGUAUAAACAGUUCAGUUACUGAUUUAUGUGCCUCCAUUUAGGAGCUCUAGCCUAGGAAAAGAGGCAAAUGAGAAUCUCUUUCUGACAUUUGAGUUCCUUUACAUAACAAAGUGGGGCUGGCCUAAAAGUAUAUAUAUUUAUACUACUAUCUAUUUUUAAUACUUGUAUUUAAUCAGAUUUUUAUUCCUUUUUAGUGCAUAGAAGGUGUUCUGGGCAAGGCAGAUUACAAUCACGACAAUGUCAAUCAGUGGACUGCAGCUAUAGUAGAACAAUCUUUAACACAACUGGUAAAACUGGGGAAGACGUACAAGUACAUUGGUAAGAUUCUGUGCAUAUAUGCAGUUAAUAUUAAUUUUACAAUUAAUGGGGAGAAAAUUAUUUCAGGCCUACUUUUGUUAGUAAAGGUAAAGUAAAGGACCCCUGACAGUUAAUUCCAGUCACAGACAACUCUGGGGUUGUGGUGCUCAUCUUGCUUUACUGGCCGAGGGAGCCGACGUUUGUCCGCAGACAGUUAUUCCGGGUCAUGUGGCCAGCAUGACUAAGCUGCUUCUGGUGAAACCAGAGCAGCACACAGAAAUGCUGUUUACCUUCCCACCAGAGCGGUACCUGUUUAUUUACUUGCACUUUGAUGUGCUUUCAAACUGCUAGGUUGGCAGGAGCUGGGGCCAAGCAACGGGAGCUCACCCCGUCAUGGGGAUUCAAACCGCCGACAUUCUGAUCGGCAAGCCCUAGGCUCAGUGGUUUAGACCACAGUGCCACCCGCGUUCCUAUAUACUUUGUUAGUAGAAUGAGGCAUAUAAGGUUCUAUGUGCUGCACUUCACCCACCUUCGUGAGAGCAUUGAAGGCAGUUUUGCUCCAAUUUAUUACGCAUUUUACUAUAAUAAUAUGGGAUGCGGCGGGUUGGCGAGGGCUCUAUUUUCAGAUUCCCGUGGCAUUUAUUGGUCAUCUGCUGUUGAUUAUCUGCAUCAGAAAAUUAGCCAGGCAUUUUCAGCAGACUUCAUAAGCCUAGAAUAUCAGGGCUGUUCAGGAAGCAGCCCACCAUUUUGAGGAGGAAUAUGUCUCACUGCUUUCUUAAAUAAAGGAAAUUUAAGGAAAAAGGAUCACGCUUUUGCAGCAUAGUGGCAACUUAAAUAUUAUAAUUCAACAGAAUUUGUUUUUGGAAAAAGGCAGGGGAUUUUAAUUCAUACUUUAACCACCACUUAGUCCUUUCAGUUGUAUAAAGGACUAGUGAAGUCUGAUUGAUUAAUCUACUUUAUUGAUAAACAUGGGAUUUUGUUCUGUCUUCAGUUACCUGUGCAGUGAUGCAGAAGUGUGGAGCUGGUCUGCAUACAGCAAGCUCAUGUUUUUGGGAUACCACAACUGAUGGUAAGUGCCUGCCUGCAGAAUUGAAGCAAACUACUUCAUGAAAAAAAUAACUUUUCGCUUAUUGUUGUGAAACAUUAUGCUGCAGUUGAAAGGCGGUUUGAAUUGGCAGCCCACAUAUAGCCCCCAGGAUAUAAUAGGUAUAUAAUAGGUACUUCCUGAAAUUAGGAUCAUUUCACCCAAACUAUAUGUUACCCACUCUCUUUACCCAGGUCCCCAAAUGAGAAAGAGAUAUAAACCUGCUGAUAAGGCCAGGCCAAAAUGAAAAGGGCUGACCAAUCGCUUUUGGUUGCAUGGAAAAAAUGCUUUGGCAGAAGGCCAAGGACUGUUUCUUUAGAUGAGUUUAAAUCUGACACGGAAUCGUUAUUGAUGCCUAAGUUUGAGUAGUAUUUGAACUUCAUUCACUCUCUGGAUCAAAUCCGUCUUACUGCCAGGCAUCAUGAAAGAUAAGAGACUAGUCUCCUGGAUAGGUGGUUCUAGUUCAUGAGGGCAGACUUCGUUCAAAGCGCUGAACAGCCCUGGCAGACUUCACUCCUCAGCAUGACUGUUCCAAAUUCAUAGUUAUACAAUUGAAAGAGAAGAACUAAGCUUAACAAGGUUAAAAAAAAUAAUCACCAAGUAAUCAUAUAUGCCAGUACUUCAGUGACCGAUAUGACUCGAAGCUGUAACGAAGAAAGAAUGUUCAUAUUGUUGUAACUUUAUAUUCUUUUUGUUUUGUGCUCAGUAAGUUACUUGAUUAAAUAUAUUACACUACAGACUUGUACAGACUUGUACAGUGGUACCUCGGGUUAAGUACUUAAUUUGUUCUGGAGGUCCGUUCUUAACCUGAAACUGUUCUUAACCUGAAGCACCACUUUAGCUAAUGGGGCCUCCUGCUGCCGCCCCGCCGCCGGAGCACGAUUUCUGUUCUCAUCCUGAAGCAAAGUUCUUAACCCGAGGUACUAUUUCUGGGUUAGCAGCGUAUGUAACCUGAAGCGUCUGUAACCCGAGGUACCACUGUAUUCAUUUUCUACUAUGCUGAGUACUGGCAGGAAAAUGCUGAAAUGUGCACCAGCACUGGCGUUGUCCUUACUUUCUAAGAAAAAUCACAUUCAAGGCAGCUUAGCAAAAAAUGCAACAAAAUGUAAAAAGAACCCUAGCAAUGACGCAUACAGUUUUAGUGCACUGAGCUGGCCAUAGCUUUAUGCCUGGGGUAGCAGUAGCCACCAGCACAAAGGAAAAACACGUCAUUGUGCCUGAGUUGAUGACCCAAGGGCUUUUAUUUUUUGCAGAAGAAGUAGCUGGAGAGAAUCAGGGGGCUGCCUGUGGCCUUAUAAGAGCAGCCCUGUUCAUUAUCAUUGGCAAAAAGUUUGAUUUUCAAAGUGCUGUAGUGUCUUAGUCAACUACAGGAAUGGCAACUUGGACUAGAUCACAUGCCCACUAUCAAAGUCCUGUUGACAAACUGAACCCAUGCUGUAGUGUGUUUUAAUUCUAUUUAACCCCAGUGACCAUCUAUGAAGGAUUUUUCUGAGUUUCUGACUCCUAAGAUGCAAUAUUGUGCAAGCGUUGGGACGAAGAGCAUGAAAAUGAUUAUCCAGAAGUAUGUUCUGCAGAGUUCACAGAGAUCUACUUCUUUGUAAGCAUGUUUAGGGUUGUGGCCCAGAUCUGUCACCAAAAGCAAUGUCUGACAGCCUCUAGGGAUUAUCUUCUGUAAAUGAGUUCGGGUUAUUCGGUUGUCCUCUUAAGAAUGAAUAUAGAACUUGACCACUUUCUCUUCUUAAAUCCACUCUAGGUACCUGCACAGUUCGAUGGGAAAACCGAACUAUGAACUGCAUCGUCAAUGUCUUUGCCGUAGCCAUUAUUCUGUAGCAAACUGGACAAAUCGCACUAAGUUAUGCCAAAGCCUUUAAGAACAAAACUAUCAAAUUUCUUAUAGUACAUUGUAAGAAUGAUUAAAUAAAACUAUAUUUAUGCACUAAAGAGCAGGAAAUGUGCUAUUUAAAAAAGUCUCUGCACAAUAUAUAUUAUAUUAUAGUAUAUUAUAGUAUAUAUUAUAGUAAAGUGUAAUCGUUCGGCUUAGCCAGCUGGCAGCUUGCUAGAGACCAGCUGUAAAAGGAAAAGGACAAUGUUUUGAGCAUUCUAGGACUGUGGUUCUCUCUGCUCCCCACCCUGCAACCUGCAAGAAGUGAUGGAAAAGUUACGUAAAAAUAAGAAAAUGCAUGUUUCCCCCCACAUUACCACUGGCACUUCAUACACAGCAGCUUAAGAUAAAUGUAAUCAGUAAGAGGCAAGAGAGUAUUAUUUGUAACACACACAUAUAUAUAAUUGGUUCUGAGUUAUGGGAGUUGAUGCCUUAGAAUAGUGGUUUUAAACCUGUGUGUUCCAGGGAAUCCUUGCACUCCCAUCUGUGCUGCUUCAGUAUAAUGGCCGAUCUCUGCCCCCUGAAAACUAGAGUUGUGAGAGCGUGUUGUUUGCUGUAAUGCACACACUCAUUUGAUGCAGUGCAACAGCUACCACAUAGUCUCAUGCGCGCAACCCAGAACAUAAUUCCAUCAUGAAUAGGUCCCACGGCAGGAGAAAAAAGUUCCCUGAAAGCUGUAUGUUUGAAAUCCACUGCUGCUUAGACGAUUGGUGUUUGUGAUUUGUAACGCGUAAUAAAUUAAGCAGCGAGGGGGGAGGAAGCAGAAAAACCCAACAAGUUGUAAAAGAAUAUUUUCAUGUUUUAGGCACAAAAUGUAUAAAGCCAAAGUACCUACUUUUCUCAAACAGGGUAUGAAUGUUCAGCAAAAUAAUGUAUUUUUCAUGCUGUAAGGCUGUGCUUAGACUGCGGCACAGUUCUUAAGGCACAUUCGUCGAAGUAGGGAAAUUGUAUUAAAACAUUCUGCAACAUUUGGUUCAGUUAUUGGUGCAUUAACAAAUAUUUGGUGCAUCAGCACAAAACCACAAACCAAAAGCAUUAAAAUAAUGUGCAGAUAAUACAUGUGCAAAUACUUUAGAUUAGGACAUUAAAAGUUUAGCAAUGCUCUCAUGAUACCAUUUUAUUUUAUAUAAAAGUGAUGUUUCAUAUGUAGCACUUGGAAAUAGAAUAAUUUGAAGUGGGGACUUGUCUGUGUCUUAAGGUGCACUUAGGCUGUAGGUAUGUGACUUACAGAAUAAUUAACUGGCUACAGUCCUUACUUCCUAGUAGUGUUCAUAGAGUUAGACCAUAAAUCCUUGCUAUCUAUGUUAUUAGUUAAAAUAAUUCUGCAAUCCUAUGCUUACUUGAGAGAAAAUUGCAUUGAAGAGAGUGGAACUUACUUCUGAGUAAACAUGCAGGGAGUCAACAGUAUGCUUCUUGCUUCCUAGAUCUACCUAAAUUAGAAAAUUCUCCACUUCAGUCAAGUGGGUAAUCCUAAUAACUUGAAGAACCACUCAAGCAAAUAUUAAGUACCUUUGCAAAUAUGUUUAGUAUAUAGGAUUCUAUUUUUUCAUAAAAAGUUACAUUGUUUUGCAGCUAUUUAUAUACCUAGUAGAACUUGAAGCUAUACUGUUGCAUUAAGCAUUUUUGCCUUUUGUCAGAACUGCAACAAGCUGGUUUCAGUUGCAGUUUAUGUUUAGAAUUUUUUUAUCAUUGCAAUGGUUUUGCUUUGAAUUACUUUAACAUUAUAAUAUGUAAAGCACCAAAGGUCUAGCUGUUUUUCGUUAAUAAAGUUGCAUAUUUAAGCAAAUACCAUGUUUAUAUUCCAUAUUGUUAUAGUGUGAACACAGAUAUCUCUGUACUCUUUAAAUGAAUGUACAUAUCUAUAGCAACAGAACUAAAAUACUAUGCGAAGUUCUCUCACAGCUCUGGAUUCAAAAUUUGCUCUUUUUCUGGGUGCAAGCUAUUUUCAUCUUUUUCCUGAAGCAGUAAAAGAUAAUAAUGAAGAGAGAACAUUUUUCAGAGGGUGGAAACACUAUAGAAUAUAGAUGAAUGCAGUUGUCUGAAACAACUGCUAGUAAAGGGUUUGGCCAGAAAAUAAAGACAAAGGUACAAUCUACCUUUUACUCUUUUUUAUAGUAAACUUCUGAUGCUGUUACUGAGACUAGAUGGUUUUAUUCGCAAUUGUAUUUCUGGGUUUUAAAAAAUGCAGUUGAACAUAAAAUGAAUGCUCAUCAAUAUAUCUUAUGGCAAGAUUGCACUAGAAAUUAUGCUGGUAUUGGUUUUAAAAUAGGUACAGUUUGUUUUAACUAAAAAAAAAAUAAAAAUAAAAUGUGCCUGCCUUAC
Podarcis lilfordi (Lilford's wall lizard) is the source of this 8784-nucleotide messenger RNA. Lineage: Eukaryota; Metazoa; Chordata; Lepidosauria; Squamata; Lacertidae. The record is from the annotation of a GenBank genome assembly.